CUUGGAACAAUAAUCCACAACCCUCAACACACCGCCAAGUUUCCUUAUUCAUCCAAACAACCGACUUACAAAUAUCUUCUUCUAUAACCACCCAAAAACCCCCAAUUUCUCUCCUCCACUCUUCUUUCCACUAUUUUUCAAUCAACAAAAUCUUGCACAAACCCUAAUUCCUAAAAAUGUUGCGUCAAACUUGCAAGAAGAUCCUCGAGCACGCCCAAUCGCAGCCCCAGUUGCGCGCAUCAUCGUUGGGAAUCGCGCGCCAUUACCAUGAAAGGGUGGUCGAUCACUACAACAACCCUAGAAAUGUUGGGUCUUUCGAUAAUAGCGACCCAGAUGUGGGAACUGGUCUUGUUGGUGCUCCUGCUUGUGGGGACGUUAUGAAGCUUCAAAUUAGGGUUGAUGAUAAAACUGGGAAGAUUGUUGAUGCUCGUUUUAAGACCUUUGGUUGUGGUUCUGCUAUUGCUUCUUCUUCUGUUGCUACUGAGUGGGUCAAAGGGCAACAGAUGGAGGAUGUGGUGUCAAUAAAAAACACGGAAAUUGCAAAACAUUUGUCUCUCCCACCAGUGAAAUUGCAUUGCAGUAUGCUUGCUGAAGACGCAAUCAAAGCAGCAGUUAAAGACUACACAGCAAAGCGUGCAAAGUUGAAUGGUAGCAGCACAGAGGCUGCAUCUAGCGAGAAGGCUGCUGAGGCUUGAACUGGGCAUACAUCUCAGAGUUACUGCUAGAGUGCUAGUAUAAUAUGAUUACCACCUUGUACUAAUAAAUGGUUGUACCAGCAUUAGUUGGGUAUACUGGGCAUAGUUGUCUUUAAGACUUGAACUAUUUACCUUACGCCUAUGUAAAUUAACAUUGCUGUCACUGAUUGUCUUGUUCAAAGUUUUUUUUUUUGUUUUUUUGUUCCCUUUUUGAUGAUAAUGAAGAAAAAAACAUUUGGAACUGAAGAUUUGUAUCAUUGUGAGAGUUGUUCGUGUGAUGUUUGAUUAACCUGCAAGGGCUGCUACAUGAAAUUACUUUGCAAGUGGAUCUUGUAUUGUGCUUGGCAAAUUCUUUAUCUGUCUACUUCGGGCGUAGUGGCACUCCAAAAUUCAGGAUUUGCUGUUAACCUGGUAUGGUUAGCCUCUUGGUGAUCAUUCCGUACAAGCUAUGAAAAUUGCUAUUGCUGGAAUUCAAUUAAAUAUCCCACUUCGUGUAUACAUAUUAUUGUUGGUGCACAAGAUAUAUGUAAUUAAUCCUUUGUCAAAAAAAAAAAAAAAAAAAAGUCAUUAAGCAUAAUUCCUAUGUUACACUGUAAAUGAGAUUUCAGAUUUUCCAAGUUCCAACACAAAACUAGUUUUUGUG
This is a messenger RNA of Chenopodium quinoa (quinoa), 1338 nucleotides long. RefSeq names its product iron-sulfur cluster assembly protein 1-like. The record is from RefSeq and is a predicted model, not a curated record. NCBI's taxonomy places the organism in Eukaryota, Viridiplantae, Streptophyta, Magnoliopsida, Caryophyllales, Amaranthaceae. The coding region runs from base 177 to 695 and encodes 172 amino acids. Gene Ontology annotation, cellular component: cytoplasm; mitochondrial matrix. The transcript has 3 exons. Gene Ontology annotation, molecular function: ferrous iron binding; 2 iron, 2 sulfur cluster binding. Gene Ontology annotation, biological process: intracellular iron ion homeostasis; iron-sulfur cluster assembly.